AUGACUCUGUCAAUGCAUCCAUUCGAUCCUCUGACACCCAGAGAGAUCUCCAAGGCUGCAACUAUUACACGCUCUGCGCUACCUGGAGAGAGCCCCAUCUUUCGGGUGAUAACGCUGAAGGAGCCCCCCAAGCAGGACACGAUUCACUUUCUAGACAGGGAGCACUCUGGGCAGCCGCUAGAUGUACGCCCUACUCGGGUAGCUCGCGUACAAGUUAUUACCCGCAGCGAAUCUAAGAACAAACUCACUGAGCUGCUGAUCGAUCUUGACCAUGCGGCAGUUGUCAAACAAGAACAUCUCGCAGGGAAGCAUUCUUAUAUUGACUCUGAGUACAUGAAGUCAGUUGAGCAAGCCUGCUUGGCCGAUGCAAGGAUCCAAGAGGAGAUUAAGAAGCUCAAGCUGCCCACAGGAGCAACAGUGAUUGUCGAACCGUGGGCGUACGCUACCGAUGGUAUGAACGACAUGUCCGAGCGUUUAUCGAUGUGUUGGUUCUAUAUGCGCUUGCUCGACAAUCCCGAUGCCAACUACUAUGCCUACCCGCUGGAUUUAUGCGCAGAAGUCUCCGAACAGCUUCAAGUGACCAAGAUAUAUCAGCUUCCAUCAUCGUCAGAGGAGCGUAUCCACAACCACCCACAGCCAUAUGACCAGCGCAAGGUUCAUUCCACCGAGGCAAGCGAAUACCACCCAAGCCUACGACCACCGCCGCGGAACACCACAAAACCAUACCAGGUGGUCCAGCCCGAAGGCCCCUCAUUCAACGUCGAGGGCAAUGUUGUGACCUGGGAGAAAUGGCGCAUGCAUGUAGGGUUCAACUACCGUGAAGGCUUGACCCUGCAUGAUAUCCGCUACGACGGCCGUAGUCUCUUCUACCGUCUAUCCCUAGCUGAAAUGUUCGUGCCCUACGGAGACCCCCGCGCCCCAUAUCCUCGCAAGGCGGCCUUCGAUCUAGGAAAUGACGGUGCCGGCAUCAACGCCAAUAACCUACGUCUAGGCUGUGACUGCCUAGGUUUAAUUAAAUACUUCGACGGCUGGCACAACACCAACUCAGGAGAACCACUGAAACUCCCCAACGUCAUCUGCUGCCACGAACAAGACGACGGGAUCCUCUGGAAACACACCAACUUCCGCACACAAAAUGCAGUAGUCACCCGCGCCCGCGUUCUAGUCCUCCAAACAAUCAUCACAGUCAGCAACUACGAAUACAUCUUCGCCUUCUACUUCGGCCAAGACGCCUCAAUCCACUACGAAGUCCGCGCGACAGGUAUCCUCUCCACCUGCCCCAUCAACAUCGGCCACAAAGUCCCCUACGGCACCAUCGUCGCUCCAGGCGUCCUAGCCCCAUAUCACCAACAUCUCUUCUGCCUCCGCAUCGACCCAGCCCUAGACGGUCACUCCAAUUCCCUCCAAAUCGAAGAAUCAAUCCCCAUCCCCCUAAGCGAUCCCACAAACCCCAAUCCCUUCGGAGUAGGCUACACAACAACCAGCAGGAUAAUCGAACACGAAGCAGGCCUCGACCUCGACUUCACAAAAAACCGCACCUUCAAAAUCAUCAACGAACACUCCACAAACCCAAUCACAGGCACCCCAAUCGCCUUCAAACUCCUCCCCUACUACUCCCAAAUGCUUCUCGCGGACCCGUCCUCCUACCACGCGAAACGAUCUGAAUUCGCCUCCCACGCCGUCUGGGUUACCCGCUACCACGACGAUGAACUCUUCCCUGCCGGCAGACAUACCAUGCAAUCUGCCGGUGGCGAGGGGAUCGCCUCCGUCAUUGAAUCCCGCCGCAGGCAGUCUAGUCCGCAUUCAAGUGUCCGGAAUCAGGAUAUUGUGGUCUGGCAUACUUUCGGGUCUACGCAUAAUCCCCGUAUCGAGGAUUGGCCUGUCAUGCCUGUGGAUAAGAUGGUGGUUGGGUUGAAGCCUGUGAACUUCUUUACGGGGAAUCCGGCGUUGGAUGUGGCUGUUUCGACGCAGGAGAGGAAUAAGAGUGUUUUGUUUGAGGGGGUUGGGAAGGCUUCGUCGGGCGGAGGUGCUGCGUGUUGUAAAUUGUAG
Molecule: messenger RNA, 2049 nt
Organism: Aspergillus oryzae RIB40
Lineage: Eukaryota; Fungi; Ascomycota; Eurotiomycetes; Eurotiales; Aspergillaceae
Product: amine oxidase
Exons: 3
Coding region: 1-2049 (682 amino acids)
Biological process (GO): amine metabolic process
Molecular function (GO): primary methylamine oxidase activity; quinone binding; copper ion binding
Source: RefSeq, a predicted model, not a curated record